UUUGGGUUGGGUCAGGGUGGGCCGGGAUGGGGUGGCUGCUCUUCUCCCCCUCUGAGGAACCAGCAGGUAGGUGUAGAGAGGUACAUGUAGGACACACAGUAAGCACUUUACCCAGGCUACAGUUGUACUGGACCACUAAGGAGCAGGAGGAGGAAGAAGAGGAGUGAAAAGAGGAUGCCACGGGAGAGUCUAAUUACCUCAGAGAGUGACAGUAAGAUUUCCCGAUUUUGUUUUUGUUAAUAUUUUUCAGACUGCAUGUCACCUGGACCAGGGGAUAUUUGUAAUGAUAUGUACUAUUUCUGAGCUUACUCAAAUGGUAAAAUGUUAAGGAGAUUUAUAUGCUUAAAAACUGUUUCUAAAUGAUUUAACUUUGAUUUUACAUUGAAAACCAGCUCAUAUUAUCAGAGCCAGUUUUAUGAUCAUUUGCACGAUCACAUUGAGUCAUGAGCAAUAUAAAAACAAUUAAUUCAGUCCUCAGAAUGUGAUCACCUUUUGUGGCCUCCUGUAGCUCAGUUGGUAGAGCAUGGCGCUUGCAACGCCAGGGUUGUGGGUUCGAUUCCCACGGGGUCCAGUAUGAAAAAUGUAUGCACUCACUAACUGUAAGUCGCUCUGGAUAAGAGCAUCUGCUAAAUGACCAAAAUGUAAAUAAGGUGAAGAGGAUCAGAGAGGCUUAUCCUUAUGGACACACAGGUGAUGAGGCUGAACUUAGGGCAGGUGGGGUAAUUCCCCCUGACCCCUAGUUGCUCCCCUUCUCUCCUGGACUGCUUUUGCCACAGGCCAUGCUUCAUUAGGCUUCAUUGUGUCCUUUGUGUUUAUGUGCUCUAUACGUCCGUAAUGACCCCUGUAUCGCUCGCCACUCCGGUUACCACGCGGACACACAUACAAACAAAAUAAAGCCUGUCCACAAACAUCUGUUCACCCUGUCAGAGGUCCCCCUUUAUCUAUCCACCAGAACAAUACAGUAUAGUACAAUGAUCACGCAAAACAAUCCACAUUUAAAGCUAGAAUCCUUAAUUGAAACAAUAACAAAGUGGUCACCCCAGUAACCAGUAACUCUGUUCUGGUUAAAAGCUGAGGGAUGCGCCUGUAGAAAUGUAAGCACUCUCAAAUUCAUAGACAGCUAUGGAUGCAGGGACUGACCAUCCAUGUUAUCAAAAUGAUCGUUUUAACCAUGUUUUGAGGCUAUACAGGGUUUGUUUACAUUUACAAUGUUUACAAACAUUGGAGUAAAACAAGCUUAUAUUUUUGGUUCUGAUAGGGUAUGACAGUUGAAUUAAGCUCAUGAGGCAUUUCUAAGUUAUAUUCUUUAAGAAUCAAUGGGCAUAUAUAAUUAAUUUAUAAGUCCAAAAAUGGAUGUAGCAACUAAGGAUUCUAGCUUCAAUGCUUGACUACGUUUUAUUUUGUAUACCUUCGACCUCAAUCUUUUGAAAGGAAGGUUGAACACUAACAACUUAUAUGAAGCUUCCUCGUCUGACCCAGAUUCUCCUGGGCCCAUAUUCACAAACUGUUUCAGAGUAAGAGUGCUGAUCUAGGAUCAGGUGUCACGCCCUGGCCUUGAGAGGCCGGUCGUCUUUGGUUGGUUUGGUCAGGGCGUGAGAAUCUAUGCUAGAAAUUCUAUGUUUAUGUUCUAGGUAUUGUAUUUCUAUGUUUGGCCGGGUGUGAUUCCCAAUCAGAGACAGCUGUCGCUCAUUGUCUCUGAUUGGGGAUCAUACUUAAGUAGCCUGUUUGCCUACCUUAGUUGUGGGAUCUUGUUCCGUGUUAGCGUGUAUGUGGUUAGCCUGAGGACUUCACGUUACGGUGUUUCUUGUUUUGUUUAUUGAGUUAAAUAAACAUGUUCGCAUACCACGCUGCACCUUGGUCUGACCCGUCUCUCAACGAACGUGACAUCAGGUCCUCCCUGUUCUUAUACUGAGACGCUUUAUGAAUACAGGCUUGAGUCCUCUCCUCCAAUUGACUUUCUUUGUGGUCCUCAUAUUGUCACCCCCCUCAUCACUUUACCUGUCUAUUAUUGUGGUCAUUAAUAAAUGGCAGGUAAAAUGAUACAGGUCAAUUGUGGGAGCACUGCACUGUGAAUGUUUUCAAUGGAUUCAGUUGUUUAGAUAUCUUCGUCUUUAUCAUCUCCACCAUGUCCAUGAAUAUAACACAUGAAAUACACAACUGUUUUGAAUUUCUGUUUCUCUUCAAUCCACAGUUAGCAUUGGCUUGGAGGAUGCAGGUGAGUGGAUCCUUGGGCUGGGUGAUUGUUGAUACUGUAUUUCAACUGUCAAUCACAGGCAGCAGCAUACCUUUAUUCUCUCUGCUUCAGCAAGUACAGUCAAAGUAUGUAGUAGCUUUCACCUCACUAAGGCUGGAGGAGAAUAUACAAAUUGCAUUUUCAAGUCUACAAAAUGUAAACAUGACAUACCUGCCCUGUACAACUGUUGAAUUCGAAUGACAAAUUUAAAAUGUCGGCGAGAUGUCACGGACUGUGAUGCAAUACGAAGCAGUGUGCUCAGAGAUUUGUUGGUCUUAAUGGAAAUGCAUUUCGAUUGAAUACCACCCAGUCUCUCCUCUUCUGCCCUAGUGAAAGUCACCUGAUUUGGCAAUACAUGUCAAUCCCUCUGUUUCACACAAACUUCUAGUCAUUCUAUUUCUAUGUACAGUAUACAAGCUUUUAGAGUAUUUUAUCUAUUGACCCAGAGCAUAUCGGAUUUUCUGCCGGAAUCACUGGACCCUAGCGCUGGAUCAUCGCAACUAGCUAGCUGCAACCGAAUGGCUGUUGUCGUUGGCUAAUUACCAUUGCCCCUUAGCAAGCACCAGUUAGCCUUGAGCUAGCCUCGAGCCAGGCCCAUCUCCUGGCUAUCUACCUCUCUGUCAACCGGACGGGACCUCCUAGUGUUGACAUGGAGCCCCGCCGAUCCAACACGACUGGUCUGCCGACGAAAUCGUCUGAUGUGGUUUCAACAGGCUUCCCGUUACGACGUCGACCACGAAGAUCCAUCUGCUAGCCCCGGCCCGCUAGCACACGCAAGCCGUGUCUCUUGCUCGCCAGUGCUGUAGCAGCCCCCAAACUACCUCCGAACUCUCCUAUUGCUGUUCACCGGACCUUAUGAUAACUCAGCUAUACAGCUGAUGUCUGCUGGACUGUUCCUUUAUAUGGUACCGCAUCCUGUUUAUGUUUAGCCUCAGCCCAAACUUUGUCGCCAUUACCAGCUGUUGUCAUAGCUCUCUCGAAUAACACCUGUGAUUGCUUUAUGCCUCUCUCCCAUGUCAAUAUGCCUUGGUUGUUGCUGUUUCGGUUAUUUCUUAUUGUACUAUUUCACUGUAGAGCCCCCAGUCCAGCUCAACCUGCCUUAGAUAGCUCCUUUGUCCCACCCCCCAUACACGCAGAGAUCGACUCAAUCGGUGCCUCCAGUGAUGCUAUCUUUUCAUCGUUACCCAACGCUUAGCUUUACCUCCACUGUACUCAUAUCCUUCCAUAUCAUAUGUGGUCCUCUGUAGCUCAGCUGGUAGAGCACGGCGCUUGUAACGCCAAGGUAGUGGGUUCGAUCCCCGGGACCACCCAUACACAAAAAAAUUAAAAAUAAUGUAUGCACGCAUGACUGUAAGUCGCUAUGGAUAAAAGCGUCUGCUAAAUGGCAUAUUAUAUUAUUUAUAUUAUAUAUCCUUGUCUGUACAAAAUGCCCUGAAUCUAUUCUACAACGGCCGGAAAUCUGCCCCUUUUUCACCCAACGCACUAGAAGACCAGUUCUUAAAGCCUUUAGCCUUAUCCCUAUUCUACUCCUCCUCUGUUCCUCUGGUGAUGUAGAGGUUAACCCAGGCCCUGUAGCCCCCAGUAUCACUCCUGCUCCCCAGGCGUUAUCAUUUGUUGACUUCUGUAACCGUAAAAGCCUUGGUUUCUUGCAUGUUAACAUCAGAAGCCUCCUCCCUAAGUUUGAAUUAUUCACUGCGUUAGCACACUCCGCCAACCCUGAUGUUCUAGAAGUGUCUGAAUCCUGGCUUAGGAAGGCCACCAAAAAUUCAGACAUUUCCAUCCCCAACUACAACAUUUUCCAUCUCGAUAGAACUGCCAAAGGGGGAGAGAUCACGUGACCCUUGAACGAGAUGGCCGCAUGAACUAGGAGCUCCGCACAAGUAGUUUCCAAUUCCUAAUCUUACCUCCACUUCAAGUUUAAACUCAUUUAGCUUUAGUCAAAAAGUCAUGGCGGCUUCAAAAGGCAACACUACAGGUGACAUUUUUACCCGGACUCGAGUACUAGCGACGGAAAAAGCCUCCAAGAAGCAGCUAGCUUCAGAAAAAGCUAGCGCCAUUAGCCAGGAGAAAGAGGACCCGUCCCCCCCCCGAGGCCCAACGAAUGCCAACCUCGCACUCUGUCGAAGACAUCUUUUCUGAGCUGAGAUCCCAACGUACAGAACUCAACACUAAACUAGAUGCCAUUAACGCUCAGCUCAGUGCGAUAGGGGGCAAGGUGACAAUCCUGGAAAAUGCCUUGCCUGACAUAAACAACAAGAUAACCAUAAACGCGGGGCGCCUGGACGAGGCAGAGGGGCGAAUCCUAUCCACGGAAAACUUAUUGACAGACGCCAUGGAAACAAUAGCAUAUGCUAAAAAAAAAAUAGAGCAGCUGGAAGAGAAAACAGAGGACCUGGAAAACAGGGGGCGAAGGAAUAAUUGUGUUCUAUUAAAUCUGGGCGAAAAAGAAGAGGGAAACAUGCCACUGAUCCGCUACCUGCAAGACAAACUUCCCGAGUGGCUCCACCUGUCCACCGACAGGCCCAUAGAACUCGAGAGAGCUCACCGAGCACUGAGGCCCCCACCAGCAGCCAGACAACCACCGCGCCCAAUCACCAUACGUUUCCUGAGAUUCACCGACAAGGAACGAGUCCUACAGGCGGCGAAAACCAACACCAUUACAGUGGGAAACGCCAAACUCACCUUACUCCAGGACCUGUCAGCUGGAAUACGCCGAAAGCGCCGAGAGUUUGACGAGGUGAAGAAAUGCUCCAUUGACCGAGGCAUCUUUAGGGGAUUCAAAUACCCAAACGAGCUCAGGAUUCUUCACCAAGGAGCCCUGCGACACUUCAAAACUCCCGAAGAGGCAAAACGUUUUUUGAAAGACAACCCCGGUCAAUGAGAAAUGGACCAUUGACUAAAUGCGAUUAAUGCGAUUACUGUUAUUACUAAAGGAGGUAAGACAACAUAUAGCCGAUAUCCAAAGACCCACCGCCCUGCUAAAUUUCAUUAUAGCCGUCCAAUCUAUAUUUAUGUUCCUUUAGCUGAGAGGGAUAGGCCCCAUAUUAUAACUUAGGCCUACUGUAUGUAGGCUGGGCUAUUGAUUUUAUUUUCUCCCUUUCUUAAUGUGUUCUGGACGGGGGCUACGUUGUCAGUUACUCAAUGCGGGCGGAGAGGAUGAGGCAUUUCUUUGGUGGGGAGGGGGAGACGUUGUGCGUUGCUAACUGUUCCCGGUCUUUUUUUUUGUUGGAACACAGAAUUGUGACUGAGCGGGGAGGUAAUAGAUCCAACGGGAUAUGUCGAGUUGUUUGGGAACUCGGCUGGGGUGUUCAGAGAUUGUUAUUUUAUGUAAACCAUUUAUUUUCCUUUUAUGUGAACGCAGCUGUAACUACGAUCCACCUUUACCCAGAGAUGACUUGCACUAAAGUUCGAUUACUGUUCGAUGACGAUGACUAGUACCUUAAAUCUAUUGACAUGGAACUGCCACGGUCUAGGCCAUGCAAUAAAACGGAAAAAGAUACUAUGUGCUCUAAAAAAGGAAAAAGCAGACAUCGCGCUAUUGCAAGAGACACACCUCUGUGAUGCUGAACAUGCCAAACUCCGCAGAGCUUGGGUGGGACAGGUGUAUUUCUCAUCUUUCAAAUCCAACAGUAGAGGUACAGCAAUACUUAUCCAUAAGAAUGUUCCAUUCAUAAUUGACAAAAACAUAUCUGAUCCGGAGGGGAGAUUUAUCUUGAUAACUGGGUCACUGUAUGGGCAACCAAUUACUAUCUUAAACAUAUACGCCCCUAACACAGAUACUCCUGCUUUUAUGUCGAAAAUGAUAACUCUGUUCAAUGAGCAUUGUGUUUCCUUUGGAGUGUUGGCCGGAGAUUUUAAUUGUACCCUGAACCCAACCCUAGACAAAUCAUCUCAAAUCACCACCACAAAUCCUAGAUCUGCAAAGAUGUUGAACUCUCUUACUAAAGAGAUGGGACUGAUAGAUAUCUGGAGAGAGACUAAUAGCUCAGCUAUGGACUAUACAUACUACUCUAAUGUCCAUAACACCUACUCCCGUAUAGAUUACAUUUUUAUCCCAAAGAGUUUCAUAAAUUCAGCCACGUGUACAAUCGGACCCAUAGCGCUUUCGGAUCACGCCUUUGUCCACCUCCGCUUUGACCUCUGCAAAAACAUCCCGAGAUCAAAGAGCUGGAAAUUCAACACCUCCAUGCUAUCAAACGAAGCAUUCCAUACAUUGGUAACUACAUGGAUAGACAACUACACACAAGACAACAAAGAUUCUCCUGUUUCUCCGGCCACAAUGUGGGACGCUGCUAAAGCCACACUAAGAGGUCAUCUAAUUGCAUAUGCUUCCUCUAAGAAAAAAGCAAUGGAAGCACACAGGCUAGAUCUGGAGAGGGAGCUGGAACGCUGUGAAAAAGUACAUAAACAAUCCCCAGACAGCACCUCCUGGAGUCAACUUAAAGCAGCCAAAGCCAAACUGAAUUUGGACUAUACUCGGGAGAUUAAAAAAAAGUUUUCUUUACUAAACAGAAAUACCAUGAGUAUAGCAAUAGGCCUAGUAGAUUGCUUGCUUAUCAAUUAAAAAAAGAGCAGUCAGAGCGUACAAUUAUGGCUAUCCGAACAGCAGAGGAUGAGGUCACAUAUGAUCCAAAAAAGAUCAAUUUAACUUUUCAUGAUUUUUACUGCAAACUAUAUACCUCUGAGAGAAAACACACGGAGGCAGAACUCCACUCCUUCCUAGAGGGAAUCUCGCUACCUAAACUAUCAGAGACCGAACAAGAAGAUCUCAACUCCCCCUUCACUCCUGAGGAGAUCCUGGAGGCAAUUACCUCCAUGCCACCUAACAAGUCCCCAGGCCCAGACGGAUUCCCCAGAGAGUUCUACAAAGCUUUUUGGCCCCAGCUUAGCCCUAUUUUCAUGCCAAUGCUGGAGGAUUUUUGCAAAAACUGAGUUCUCCCAGACUCAAUGCACACAGCUCGCAUUACAGUGUUGCUCAAAAAAGACAAGGAUCCACUAUCCUGCUCCUCCUUCCGGCCCAUAAGCUUGUUGGAUUUCGACUACAAAAUAAUCACCAAAUUGCUCGCCAAAAGACUAAACACUCUUCUUCCCAAAAUAAUAAAAGCGGACCAGACGGGAUUUAUUAGAGACAGAUACUCUUCUGAUAACAUUCGCCGUCUUUUUGAUAUUAUUGAUCAAGUAAACGCACAGAAGACCCCUGUCCUGCUGGCUUCACUGGAUGCUGAGAAGGCGUUCGACAGGAUGGAGUGGAGCUUUCUGUUCUCAGUCUUAGAGAAGUUCAACAUGGGCCCAAACUUUAUUAAAUGGAUCAAAUCACUAUACUCUCAUCCAAAUGCCAUGGUGACUACUAACGGACUGAACUCUGACAGAUUCCCUUUGGGACGGGGCACAAGACAAGGGUGCUCGCUGUCCCCCCUGCUCUACUUGUUGGGGGCGGAGCCUCUGGCAGAGUUGAUAAGGAGCAAUCCAAGUAUUAUGGGUGUUCCUGCAGGCGGCCUGCAGCACAAGAUUUCGCUUUACGCGGAUGAUGUCUUGCUCUACAUAUCCAACCCUGAGAAAUCCCUUCCUCCCAUCUUAGAUACAAUUGCUCAGUAUGGCACGUUUUCAGGUUAUAAGAUUAAUUUUAACAAAUCCACUGUCUGCCCUCUCAAUAUUAUACUCACCAGUUCUAUGAAGACACUAUGCCCAUUCCAAUGGAAGACACAGGGGUUUCAAUACCUUGGGAUAUUCAUAACACCAGAUCUGAAUAGGCUUUUCAAAGAGAAUUAUCUUCCACUCCUGGAUCAAAUCAAGAACAACCUCCAAACCUGGAUCUCCCUCCCAAUUAGCUUAGUAGGAAGAAUUAAUGUAAUCCGUAUGAACAUCCUCCCUAGACUGAACUAUUUAUUUCAGAUGCUCCCAUGCUAUCUCCCAGCUUCCUUUUUCAAAACAAUUAACCAAAGCAUCACCAAAUUUAUAUGGGGCAAUAAAAAACCUAGGAUCAAGCUUUCCACUCUAUCGAAACCUGAAUCUAAGGGUGGUCUUGCCCUUCCCUCCCUUCAACUGUACUACUGGUCUGCCCAAAUCCGCAACAUGCUAACAUGGAUCACAAACAGACAAGAGUCAACGUGGAGCCAGAUAGAAGCCCAAUCGUGUGGUUCAUUGCCACUAAAGCUCAACCAUAUUCAUUGAUAACUUUAGUGAAGUGGGCAACAUAGCCAAAACAUUUGUGAUUUACAGUACCCUACGAGCGUGGAGGGACUGUAAGAAAUACUUGGGCAUCUCCUCCCAAAUAUGUUCUCACUCGCCUAUAGUAGGCAACCCAGACUUGCCAAAAGCCCUGAGAGAUGCCAACUUUAAUCUUUGGCAUACUCUAGGAAUCAGGACCUUUUCAGACCUAUUUCAUCAGAAGACCACUACACUGAAAUCCUUUCAAGAGCUCUGCAAUGAAUUCAAUGUGCCAAGAUCCCAUUUUUUUUAAAUAUCUACAAAUUAGACAUGUCAUCUCCUCAUUUACUUCCAAGAGGAGGUUUAGAACUCAGUUGAAUGAAGUUGAAACCCUUCUUGUCACAGCACAAUCCAUUAAAGGCAAAAUAUCCUAUAUCUAUAGACUCCUUUCUGAGAAAGGAGGAUCCUCCUUUACUCCUUUGAAAAUAAUAUGGGAAAAGGACCUUGGUCUGACUAUCAGUGAUGAGUUAUGGGCAGAGGUUUGCGACAGGGUAUACUGCUCCUCUACUAAUGUAAAAAUGAAAGAAUCUAAUUACAAAUGUUUGUACAAAUUUUAUUACACUCCCCUGAGACUCCAUAAAAUGAAAACAGACAUUUCUCCUAAUUGUAAUAGAUGUACCUCUGAAAGUGGAACCUAUAUGCAUGUAUUUUGGAGCUGCAGAGAGAUUGCCAGAUUUUGGCAAUCUAUACAUACUGCUGCACAGAAAACACUAGAUGUACAGUUUGAUAUGACCCCGUGUCUCUAUCUUCUUAAUGCCCAGCAGGACUUUGUUCUUGAUCCUGACAGAGAAAAUUUGCUCAUGACCAUUACAUACUUUGCUAAGAAAUGUAUUCUUCUAUUGUGGGCCUCUAAUACUUCUCCUACAUUUAAAAUGUGGAUUGACCAGAUUGUUGACUUUCUCCCUCUUGAAAAGCUCACUUAUGACCUCCACAAGAGACAGCCCAAGUUUGAUAGACUCUGGUCUCCACUACUCAACUAUAUUUCAAAUUGGACAGAGUGAAUGGGGGAAUCAGGGAGAUGGGCAGAUGCGUGUUGUGUAAGGUGCUGUAAAACCUAAAAACUAAUUAUUGGCUCGUCAUCUCAGCUAAGGCUGGAAAUAGCUAAUAAGAACCUUGAUAGUGCUGCUGCAAGUUCUAUAAUUUACAUUUUGUUAUAAUUAUUAUUUGUGUGUGUAUGUAUGUAUGUAUGUAUGUAUGUAUGUAUGUAUAUAAAUGUAUGUAUAUAUAUAUACAUAUAUAAAACAAUUUUUUAUUAUUAUUAUUAUUAUUAUUUUUUUUUUUAUUUUUUUAUUUAUUUUUUUAUUCACAUCUGUGAAUGUGGAAUGUGUUUGGUUGGUUGAUUGAAAACUUAAUAAAACUUUAAAUUGAAAAAAAAAAAACUGCCAAAGGUGGUGGGGUUGCAAUCUACUAUAGAGCUCUGCAGGCUAUCAUACUAUCCAGGUCUGUGCCCAAACAGUUUGAGCACCUACUUCUAAAAAUCCGCCUUUCCAGAAAUAAGUCUCUCACUGUUGCCGCUUGCUACAGACCCCCCUCAGCCCUGAGCUGUGCAAAGGACACCAUAUAUGAACUGAUUGCCCCCCAUCUAUCCUCAGAGUUCGUACUGCUUGGUGACCUAAACUGGGAUAUGCUUAACACCUCGGCCAACCUACAAUCUAAACUAGAUGCCCUCAAUCUCACACAAAUUAUCAAUGAACCUACCAGGUACAACCCUAAAUCUGUAAACAUGGGCACCCUCAUAGAUAUCAUCUUGACAAAUGUACCCUCUAAAUACACCUCAGCUGUCUUCAACCAGGAUCUCAGCGAUUACUGCCUUAUUGCCUGCGUCCGUAAUGGGUCCGCGGUCAAACGACCACACCUCAUCACUGUCAAAUGCUCCCUAAAACACUUUAGCAAGCAGGCCUUUCUAAUUGACCUGGCCGGGUAUCCUGGAUGGAUAUUGACCUCAUUCCGUCAGUAGAGGAUGCCUGGUUGUUCUUUAAAAGUGCUUAAAUAAGCAUGCCCCAUUCAAAAAAUUCAGAACUAAGAACAGAUAUAGCCCCUGGUUCUCCUCAGACUUGACUGCCCUUGACCAGCACAAAAACAUCCUGUGGCGUACUGCAUUAGCAUCGAACAGCAUGCAACCCCAACAUGCAACUUUUCAGAGAAGUCAGGAACCAAUAUACACAAUCAGUUAGGAAAGCAAAGGCUAGCUUUUUCAAACAGAAAUGUGCAUCCUGUAGCACUAACUCCAAAAAGUUUUGGGACACUGUAAAGUCCAUGGAGAAUAAGAGCACCUCCUCCCAACUGCCCACUGUACUGAGGCUAGGAAACACUGUCACCACCGAUAAAUCUACAAUAAUCGAGAAUUUCAACAAGCAUUUUGCUACGGCUGGCCAUGCUUUCCACCUGGCUACCACUACCCCAGCCACCAGCUCUGCACCCUCUGCUGCAACUUGCCCAUGCCCCCCCGAAACAAUGCCAUACAACACUACUUCCGUAGCCUCCAACUGCUCUUAAACACUAGUAAAACUAAAUGCAUGCUCUUCAACCGAACGCUGCUUGCACCCGCCCACCCGACUAGAAUCACUACUGUCGGCGGGUCUGACCUAGAGUAUGUGGACAACUACAAAUACCUAGGUGUCUGGUUAGACUGUAAACUCUCCUUCCAGACUCACAUUAAGCAUCUCCAAUCAAAAGUUAGAUCUAGAAUCGGCUUCCUAUUUCGCAACAAAGCUUCCUUCACUCAUGCUGCCAAACAUGCCCUCGUAAAACUGACUAUCCUACCGAUCCUUGACUUCGGUGAUGUUAUUUACAAAAUAGCCUCCAACACUCUACUCAGCAAAUUGGAUGUAGUCUAUCACAGUGCCAUCCGUUUUGUCACCAAAGCCCCAUAUACUACCCACCAUUGUGACCUGUACGCUCUUGUUGGCUGGCCCUCACUAUAUAUUCGUCGCCAAACCCACUGGUUCCAGGUCGUCUAUAAAUCACUGCUAGGCAAAUCCCCGUCUUAUCUUAGCUUACUGGUCACCAUAGCAACACCCACCCGUAGUGUGCGCUCCAGCAGGUAUAUCUCACUGGUCAUCCCCAAAGCCAACACCUCCUUUGGCCGCCAUUCCUUCCAGUUCUCUGCCGCCAAUGACUGGAACGAACUGCAAAAAUCUCUGAAGCUGGAGACUCUUAUCUCCCUCACUAACUUUAAGCAUCAGUUGUCAGAGCAACUUACCGAUCACAUUUAUAUUUACAUUAAAGAUCACUGCACCUGUACACAGCCAUUCUGAAAUUAGCCCACCCAACUACCUCAUCCCCAUAUUGUUAUUUAUUUUGCUAAUUUGUACCCCAGUAUCUCUAUUUGCACAUCAUCUUUUGCACAUCUAUCAUUCCAGUGUUAAUACGAAAUUGUAACUAUAUUGCACUAUGGCCUAUUUAUUACCUUACCUCCAUAACUUACUACAUUCGCACACACUGUAUAUAUAUUUUCUGUUGUAUUUUUGACUUUAUGUUUUGUUUACCCCAUAUGUAACUCUGUGUUGUUGUUUUUAUCGCACUGCUUUGCUUUAUCUUGGCCAGGUCGCAGUUGUAAAUGAGAACUUGUUCUCAACUGGCUUACCUGGUUAAAUAAAUAAAUAAAUAAAAAAUGAGGGGCUGGGUUGGCUGGGGAAGACUCGAGAGGGGCUGCUGGAGGUGUUGACAUGUGGCAUUGUGUCCAAGUCAGGAAACACUCUCCUCUCUGCUCCCUGCUCUUACUGCCUAAAUCCUCAUCACACGACCUUGUGCACUCCUCAGUCCCCCUCUCACGACCUGUGUCCCCAAUUACCACCGGAUUAAUAGGGCUUUCUGACAACAGCCUUCAUCAGAGAGAGGGAGGGAGGGACGGAGAGAAAAAGGAUGGAAGAGAGCAGAGUGGGUGGUAUGUUAAGGGGUAGUGUAAAGUGUCCAACAUGGACAGGAGUCCCAGUUGAUAAUAUACAGUAUCUUGUGUAUGAAACCUGGCUGAAAUGCUGCCUGUGGAAAGCCAGUAUGAAGGUCUGCACUCAGGCUAGGACUGAAUGGUGGCCGGUGUGUGAGGGAAAAAAUAUCUGGGGAGUUCAGUAGGUACUCGCACUCAAACCAUAAAAAGGAACAAAAACAAGGAGUCGGAGAUGCAAAAAUAUACUUAAGUUGAAUUCCCUGCCCGAAAUAAUACAAAAGGUGGCAGUGCAAAGUUCUUAAAAGGGCUAAACAAAAAAAGGAGCAGGUUUUUCCUUUUUAUGGUUUGUUUGAGUGUGUGUACCUACUGAACUGAAACGUUGCCUGUGCCUGUCCCUCAACAAAUCACAAAAUAAUCUUCCAUUUCAGAAGUGACUCUUGUGCCCAAUCCCCAGUCAAGACCCUACCUCUAUGAAAUUGUGGAGAUCUGAGAGGAUUUGACAGGUAAAAGCAAUAUGGUGAAAAUUCCACCUAAGCCUAUCAGAGGGCAAGGUGGAGCUAAUAUAAAAAUGAACAUCUAAAUUCCAUUCAGAUCUCAUAGGGCUAGGGUUCAUUUUGGGGUUGGUUAUCUGUCACCUACUGGCAUGUCUAUCUCUUUUCCCUCUCUUUCAUCUUAUUCUUUCAGUGAAUGUAUUUUCAAAGAAACUCUAGGUGGCAGGAGAUACCCCUUCAUUUGUUUCCUGUUUCAUAUUGUUUGAUUCGAAUAUUAUUGUUUGGUUAAAAUAUUAGUAUGGCGACUGCCAUGUCUCUGUUCUUUGUUUUUACUGCAGAUGAAGAGGACACAGUUAUUGACUCUGAUGGGAGGCAGGAGAGGGCAAAAGAUAAGGAGAGAAAGAAAGUGAGGGACAGAAAGAGAAGAAGAAAUGGAGCAAGAAGAGCUUCCAGUGCAGGAAAAGAAGGAAAGGAAUUGGAGGACAGACCAGAAAGAGGGGAGAGGACAGGAAGAAAAAAGAGGGAGAAGGAGGGGAAAGGGAAAGGGGGAGAGGAUGAGAGACAGGAAGAAGGAAAGAAUGACACUGUUGCCAAAAUUCAAAAGAAUUUCAGCAAUGAAAAGACUAGAAAACUGGAGCAAAAAGAGAUGGAGGUUGUAGGAGAGGAAGAUGGGGAUACCGAGGGGAAGAGGAAAAAUGGACACUCAAAAAAAGAGGAGAAGAAGGAGGACAAUGAAAGAGGAGAGAAAGUUCAGAAGAAAAAAAAGAACAAAAGGAUUGAGACAAGGUGAGAUCCUGUGUGUACAAUCUUGCAUUGCAUUUUCCAUUUCAAAACAUUCUGGCUGACAUUUUGCAUGAUCAAAAGGCAGUGAAAAGUGAGUUAUCCGAUGCAAAUGUAAAUACAGCUCGCAACCCAUCAUCACAUGUGCAUCAUGACAUGUAUUGUGCAGUGUACUAAACUCUGCAUGGUUAAAUAAUCGCCUCAUCAUGAUGCAAAUUGUUAAAAAAAGUUUCAAAUUAAAUUACGGAUUGCAGAUAGGAAUGCUCUAUAAUGCUCUUUUGCGUGACAACAAUGUUGCCCUCUACCUUCACCAACCUUACAAACAAAAAGAAAACGACUUUCCUUGCUGUGUCAGUUCAGAGCAGGAGUCAUCAGAGGAAGUGGAGGAUGAGGUAGAGGAAGAGGGAGAGGAGAAACCAGAGGUCUUGUCUCCCGAGGAGUUGGAGAAGUUGAAGGAGGCAGUGGAUGAGAGGAAGAAACGUAUCUCAACCCUAAGAGGAAAGCCUUGGCCCAUGAGGAAGAAACUGCUAACUCUACGGUGCUGAGAGAACCCCAACUCUAAAGCAAAUGCUUUUCCCCAGCCCCUAUACUGUUACCCCUUUCACACUAUUGUGUCGAGUCGACCCAUAAAAAUGGAAAGAGGAGACACCUCCUAUCUUUGCCAUUAGACGCCUCAGUGGGCAGUGCCAUUGAGUGCUAUCGCCUUUAUAAUGUGGUCCAUUUCUUCUACUUCUGUGAAUUAAUUGGCGGUUAAUAAACAAACUGAAAAGGGAAAUCUGUCUUUCUCAUCCAAUGGAUUUUGAGAAGGAGACGAGGAGAGGACGCGAGGAGUAUGCAAUUGAGAAAAGGCCAUAGUUUGAAAAGGCAUAAAGCCAGGUUUAGUAAUUUACUGCCACCUGCAGUGCUGGGAUGGUUGCCCAGGAGUAUGAUUCAUUGGCUGAUCCCUCCUGCUGACCUGGAUGGAAAUAAACGAUCCUUCCUUAACCCAUAGAAAGUCCCACCCAUUUGACUAAUGUAAAAUGGUGAAAGCCUUCCAUGGCACUGUCCAUGCUAAAACAGGCUUUGUGGCAAGUCCAUCCAGCUCUACAGUAUGUCUCGAUUCCGAAACAUAUUUUGUGGGCUCAGAUAUUUCCCUGUCACAUUGUCCUUUCCAGCAUGGUCCCUGCAAUUAUAGUCCAUGCAUAACCAGGCCAGCACAUUACAGCCCGGCUUUGUUUGGCUCGGCUCAGUAGUGUGAAAGGGGUAUUAAUGUAGCUGUUGGAAUGUAAUGGAAACAGGAAGCUUUUUUAGGACAUUGGAGGAGCACAGAGUAGCCAGAGCAUGGAGUAUGGUGCAAAAUGAUUCUAUUUAUUUUACCAGUACCGGUACCAGUAACUGAUCCUGCCUCGUAUUUCACAGGGAGUCCCAUGAGUUUGUGGAGAAAUAUGAGGGAGCUCUUGGGAAAGGAAAGAGCAGAAAACUGUAUGCAUAUAAAGUCAUGAUGUUGAAGGUGAGGACGGAGUCAUCUGUUAUAGGUGACAAGGGCAUUGAUUGUGUGUUCUUUAUUGUGUCAUGUUUAUGCUACCAGUUAUCUAUGAUCCUUUACAACACCAGUAUAGUCAGCAGGCCUAUGUGGGAUCUAUUUCAUGACACUGCUGGUUUUGCUGUUAGAAAUGGAUGAAGUUUCAGAGGGACUUUGAAAACUUCAAAACUGCUUGCGUUCCAUGGGAGAUGAAAAUCAAAGAGAUUGAGAGUAAGUAUGUCUCUUACCUCUUCCUUUUAUAUCCCUGCAAGGUUUUGUUGGUGCUCCCUAAAUGUCCUUAUUUUUUCAAACUCCCUGAAAAGGUUAGCACACAGCUAGCUACCUCUGUUCCUUACGCCCCCUGUUUCUCUAAUUUGUGUAUCACUUUUUUGAGGACCCCUGUGGCCCUCUUGCUGACCUCCUUGAAGUCCUUGGAAGUCACUCUGUGAUCCACUGAUUUAUGUCAUUCUCCUCAGUGUGAUGAAACACAGUACCAUGACUGUUUUUGUGCCUCCUACAGGCCAUUUUGGCUCCUCGGUUGCCUCCUACUUCAUAUUCCUGAGGUGGAUGUAUGGCAUCAACAUGAUCCUCUUUGGGCUGACGUUUGGCCUGGUCAUGGUGCCAGAGGUAGGGGGCCAUUUGAUCCUGAAAUCAGAAUUCGGUGUAGACAUGAUAUAAUUCACAUUUCCUCAUAUAUGCUCAUAUACAGUAAUUUAAUAUAAAAAUGACUAAUUGUUAUUUAUUUAUAAAUGAGGCCCCACCCACUGAGCAAAAACUAGCUGAAUGAACGUUGUUUCCACAUAAUUCCAACAAAAAAAUUCACUGAUUGGAUUUGCAAAAAGUUAUCAACGUAAGGGAAUAUCUUAUUUUUUUGGCCCAACUUUUCACCUAAAUCCAAUGACAUGGUGAAUUUUUUUGAUGAUUUCAGGUUGAAUUCAUGUUAGUUGACAACUCAACCAAAUGUAAAUCAAAACUAAACAUUGAAAUGAUGUCCAGUGGGCAGGCUCUUGUAGUGUCUCAAGGACCUACAGAUACUUUAACUCUUUAUUUCUGUCUAGGCUCUGAUGGGCAGGCCAUAUGGUAGCAUGCCCAGAAAGACUGUCCCUAGAGCUGAGGAAGCCAACGCCAUGGACUUUGCUGUCCUAUGGGACUUUGGGGUCUUUAAUAAUUUUUUAUUUGUGUAAUGUGACCACUGUGUAAUGUUACCACUAACAUUACUCUUUAUGUGUGUGUGCCUCACAGUGUGCGUGGUGUUUUUAAAGUUGUCAAGAAGUUGUUACUACUAAAUUAAAUCUGAAUCGUGUGUGUCCCAGGGCUACGCCCAGUAUUCUGUCCUCUUUUAUGGCUACUACAACAGCCAGCGCGCCAUUGGCUGGCUCAAGUUCCGCAUGCCCCUCUCCUACUUCCUGGUUGGUGUGGGAACUGUGGCCUACAGCUAUAUGGUGGUGAUAAGGACGUGAGUACCUGUAUGUUUACUAGUCUCUCAGUGGUCCUCAAAGCCCCCCUCCCCUCCCUAUGUUCAGAUAGACCAGGGAUGCAGUUCUCUGCAGUCCUCCUGACUUUAAUCCUUGCAUUUUAACUGGGGACAAGGUUGUGCAACAACAGGAAAUUAAAAUGAGCGUUUCGUAUUGGACAAGUCCAGAUCCUUCUCUGUUUCAGUCCGUUAUAUUCCAUUUGGUGCCUAGUGAAAAGGACCAUGGUGUGUGCACAUUUUGCCAAUUGUGACAACAACAAAAAAAGUGUAACAUUGAUCACAUUUCCAGUGAGAAACAAAAACCGACAGGAGUUGUGCACCCCUGAGACUGAGUCUCAGUCAAAUCCUCUGAUUUCUGAUGUUAUUGUUUGAAGCUUCUUCUAUUUAUUACGAAACAUGUUAAAGUAUGGCCCGGAACGCUAAUGAGGAUGGGGGCGGAGAUGACAACAGCUUCAAUUUCAGCUGGAAGAUGUUCACCAGCUGGGAUUACCUCAUCGGCAACCCAGAGACAGCCGACAACAAGUUUGCCUCCAUCACCACCAGCUUUAAGGUAAACACAUUAGUGUAACAACCACAGGUACUAGGAAAGGGCAGGGUCAAUAAAGACCAGAGGGGUAUCAUACGAAGCAAGGUUGAGGAGUUAGCGAGGUAACUUUGGUCAACUCUGAGUUCAACUCAGGAUAACCAGUCAUACGAAAGUGGCUCACCAUUUAGCCAGGGACAUUUCUAUGGCAACGAAUCCUUCAGAACGAACCUGCUCUGGGGCAGGCUAACUCACAGCUAACUCCACUUCCCCUGAAUGAAAUGACUGAGCCUCGAGUUGAGGACCAAUGAAAUCAGAUUCCCUUCCUCAGUCCCUCUUGCAAAGAUUGUGUCAUCAUCCCCUUCAUUUGAGGAAGACGACUGAUUAAAUAUUGUAUUAAUCAAAUGUUUUUUUGUGUUAAAAAUUGUAAUGUUAAAAUAUCACAUUACACAUUUAGUAAGACAUAAUGCAUUUUAAACUUCACACAAUGUACACUACCGUUCAAAAGUUUGGGGUCACUUAGAAAUGUCAUUGUUUUCGAAAGAAAAGCAAAUUUGUUGUCCAUUAAAAUAACAUCAAAUUGAUCAGAAAUACAGUGUAGGCAUUGUUAAUGUUGUAAAUGGCUAUAGUAGCUGGAAAUGAAGGCUAUUCCAUGCGAGAAAUUGCCAAGAAACUGAAGAUCUCGUACAACGCUGUGUACUACUCCCUUCACAGAACAGCGCAAACUGGCUCUAACCAGAAUAGAAAGAGGAGUGGGAGGCCCCGGUGCACAACUGAGCAAGAGAACAAAUACAUUAGAGUGUCUAGUUUGAGAAACAGGCGCCUCACAGGUCCUCAACUGGCAGACUGGGUCUGAGAUAUGGCUUUUUCUUUGCAACUCUGCCUAGAAGGUCAGCAUCCCGGAGUCGCCUCUUCACUGUUGACGUUGAGACUGGUGUCGCAUGGAAUAGCCUUCAUGCUCUACAACAUUCGGAAAGUACGACCCUGCCUUACACAGGAAGCAGCACAGGUCCUAAUCCAGGCACUUGUCAUCUCCCGUCUGGAUUACUACAACUCGCUGUUGGCUGGGCUCCCUGCCUGUGCCAUUAAACCCCUACAACUCAUCCAGAAUGCCGCAGCCCGUCUGGUGUUCAACCUUCCCAAGUUCUCUCACGUCACCCCGCUCCUCCCCACACUCCACUGGCUUCCAGUUGAAGCUCGCAUCUGCUACAAGACCAUGGUGCUGUGAGGGGAACGGCACCUCCGUACCUUCAGGCUCUGAUCAGUCCCUACACCCAAACGAGGGCAUUGCGUUCAUCCACCUCUGGCCUGCUGGCCCCCCUACCAGUUCCCGCUCAGCCCAGUCAAAACUGUUCGCUGCUCUGGCACCCCAAUGGUGGAACAAGCUCCCUCACGACGCCAGGACAGCGGAGUCACUCACCACCUUCCGAAGACACUUGAAACCCCAUCUCUUUAAGGAAUACCUGGGAUAGGAUAAAGUAAUCCUUCUACCCCCCCCCUUACCCCACCCCCCAAUUUUUUUUUUUACAUAUUGUAAAGUGGUUAUCCCACUGGCUAUAAGGUGAAUGCACCAAUUUGUAAGUCGCUCUGGAUAAGAGCGUCUGCUAAAUGACGUAAAUGUAAAUGUAAAUUUCUCAGAACAAAAAUAGACUGACGAGUUUCAGAAGAAAGUUAUUUGUUUAUGGCCAUUUUGAGCAUGUAAUCGAACUCACAAUUGCUGAUGCUCCAGAUACUCAACUAGUCUCAAAAAGGCCAGUUGUAUUGCUUCUUUAAUCAACACAACAGUUUUCAGCUGUGCUAACAUAAUUGCAAAAGGGUUUUCUAAUGAUCAAUUAGCCUUUUUAAAUGAUAAACUUGGAUUAGCAAACACAACGUGCCAUUGGAACACAGGACUGAUGGUUGCUGAUAAUGGGCCUCUGUACGCCUUUGAGGAUAUUCCAUCAAAAAUCAGCCAUUUCCAGCUACUAUAGCCAUUUACAACAUUAACAGUGUCUACACUGUAUUUCUGAUCAAUUUGAUGUUAUUUUAAUGGACAAAAAAAUUGCUUUUCUUUCGAAAACAAGGACAUUUCUAAGUGACCCCAAACUUUUGAACGGUAGUGUAACUUUUGUAUGACUUAAUAAAAUACAAAUAUUGAUAGGAGUGGGAAAAAAUAUGCUUGUGCAUUGAUAAGCACACCCCAAAUGCAGCAGUCUGGCCCUUGCCUGAGUAGAUCUAGCUUGCUUCAUAGGAUACCCCUCUGAACAGGGUACCGGUAUGGAAUUCACACAACACAGCAUUAUCAAAAAAUAUAGUUUACUACAAAUAACUAAGGUUAAAAUAGUUUACAAGCUGUAUAGGCUGACAGCUUAGAGUGGCAAUCAAAAGGUUUGCAGUUUGUGUCUCCAGUAUAAAAGGCAGAUAAAAUAAUUUCAGUGUAACAUGCAAUAUGCAAUUCUCAAGUUGUGCAGCUCAGGUACAGCAAAUAUCAGGAUAACAAGUCUAAACACAGCAAACGUCAGACAACACGUCUAGUAAGAGUACAUAUCAAAAGGGUCAUAAAGACUUAAAGUGCUUUAUGCAAUAGAUAGUCAAGCCCUUGUACAAUUACACAAUCAACACCUUUGCUGGCUGUCUCCAAGUCCACACAGCUACCAAACACAAGUUGUACUCAGGAUACGUAAAUCAUAAAUAGUCUGGCGUCCCAUUGUGAGGUAGGUAUGAGUCCACCAUCUGCGGGGGACGCACAGCCCGAACGUGCACCUCCCCACAAUUCCCAACCAACGCGUCUCCCAACCAACGCGUCUCCUGGUACGUGUUGACAGAUGGUGAAAUUGCUUGAGCUGCGCUGAGAAUUCGAAAUGUAUGAAUGCCAACAGUCCAAUAUUCUAGAACACAGUGCAUACGUGUACAUGUUUGGUACUCCCGAGUGGCGCAGUGGUCUAAGGCACUGCAUCGCAGUGCUAGCUGUGCCACUAAAGAUCCUGGUUCGUGUCCGGGACACCCAUGCGCGGCGCACAAUUGGUCCAGCGUCGUCCAAGGUAGGGGAGGGUUUGGCCGGCAGGGAUGUGGGUUCGUUUCCCACGGGGGGCCAGUACGAAAAAACAAAACAAAAAAAAACAUGUAUGCAUUCACUAACUGUAAGUUGCUCUGGAUAAGAGCGUCUGCUAAAUGACUAAAAUGUAAUUUUAUAGAUUAGACCCUUUACAAUAAACACACACACAGAGACUGGACAGAAGAUUUGUCAAUUGUGAAUGAAUGUCAGUUUGCGGCUACCAUAGGUCUGGUGUGGGACAUGAAGACAGCAGUGAGAGACAGAAUAACAACAAAAAAAUCCAGAAAAACGCAUGUCAAAAAUGUUAUAAAUUGAUUUGCAUUUUAAUGAGGGAAAUAGGUAUUUCACCCCCUCUCAAUCAGAAAGAUUUCUGGCUCCCAGGUGUCUUUUAUACAGGUAACGAGCUGAGAUUAGGAGCACACACUUAAAGGGAGUGCUCCUAAUCUCAUCUUGUUACCUGUAUAAAAGACACUUGUCCACAGAAGCAAUUAAUCAAUCAGAUUCCAAACUCUCCACCAUGGCCAAGAACAAAGAUUCCUCUGAUGCAAUGAUCAUGAGAACGGUGAGGAAUCAGCCCAGAACUACACGGGAGGAUCUUGUCAAUGAUCUCAAGGCAGCUGGGACCAUAGACACCAAGAAAAUAAUUGGUAACACACUACGCCGUGAAGGACUGAAAUCCUGCAGCGCCCGCAAGGUCCCCCUGCUCAAGAAAGCACAUAUACAGGCCCGUCUGAAGUUUGCCAAUGAACAUCUGAAUGAUUCAGAGGAGAACUGGGUGAAAGUGUUGUGGUCAGAUGAGACCAAAAUCGAGCUCUUUGGCAUCAACUCAACUCGCCAUGUUUGGAGGAGGAGGAAUGCUGCCUAUGACCCCAAGAACACCAUCCCCACCGUCAAACAUGGAGGUGGAAACAUCAUGCUUUGGGGGUGUUUUUCUGCUAAGGGGACAGGACAACUUCACCGCAUCAAAGGGAUGAUGGAUGGGGCCAUGUACUGUCAAAUCUUGGGUGAGAACCUCCUUCCCUCAGCCAGGGCAUUGAAAAUGGGUCGUGGAUGGGUAUUCCAGCAUGACAAUGACCCAAAACACACGGCCAAGGCAACAAAGGAGUGGCUCAAGAAGAAGCAUAUUAAGGUCCUGGAGUGGCCUAGCCAGUCUCCAGACCUUAAUCCCAUAGAAAAUCUGUGGAGGGAGCUGAAGGUUCGAGUUGCCAAACGUCAGGCUCGAAACCUUAAUGACUUGGAGAAGAUCUGCAAAGAGGAGUGAGACAAAAUCCCUCCUGAGAUGUGUGCAAGCCUGGUGGCCAACUACAAGAAAUGUCUGACCUCUGUGAUUGCCAACAAGGGUUUUGCCACCUAGUACUAAGUCAUGUUUUGCAGAGGGGUCAAGUACUUAUUUCCCUCAUUAAAAUGCAAAUCAAUGUAUACAAUUUUUGACCUGCGUUUUUCUGGAUUUUUCUGUUGUUAUUCUGUCUCUCACUGUUCACAUAAACCUACCAAUAAAAUUAUAGACUGAUCAUGUCUUUGUCAGUGGGCAAACGUACAAAAUCAGCAGGGGAUCAAAUACUUUUUUCCCUCACUGUAGAGGUGCAUUCUCCAGAGCCACUCCGGCAACAAAUCAGAGCACACAAGAAAGUAAUUCAAACGGACCAAUAGGAAAUCAUACACAUUUCACAUACCAAUUGUAUAUACUCUAAUAGGGGCACCUCCACCCUGUUACAUUAGUUUAUGUAUGGUAAUGUUUAAUUGGUUGUCUCUCUCUCUCUCUGUGUAAGUGUGUGUGUGUGUUUGUGCAUGUGUGUUUGUGCGAGUGUGUGUUUGUGCAUGUGUGUCUGUUCUCUGCCCUUAUGAUGCCAUCUUCCUAGGAGGCCAUUCUGGAGGAACAGGAGAGCAGGAAGGAUGACAACAUCCACUUGACCCGUUUCCUGCGGGUUCUGGCCAACUUCCUGGUGCUGUGCUGUCUAGCAGGAAGUGGAUAUCUCAUCUACUUUGUGGUGCGUCGCUCCCAGAAGUUUGCUUUAGAGGGACUGGAGAGCCAUAGCUGGUGGGAGAGGAAUGAGGUAGAAGCAUGUGCGUGUGUGUGUGUGGGUGUAAGUGUGUUUGACUUAGAGAAGGCUGGUGGGAGGAGAUAUAGGAGGACGGGCUCAUUGUAAUAGCUGGAAUGGAAUAAAUGGAACAGUAUCAAACAUAUCAAACAUAUGGAAACCACAUGUUUGACUCCGUUCCUUAGAUUCCAUUCCAGCCAAUAUAAUGAGCCUGUCCUCCUAUAACUCCUCCCACCAGCCUUUUCUGAUUUACAUGUGUUUGUAAUCAGUACCUUGAUUAAUUAUUAUUAUUUGUGCAAUCUGUAUGUUUUUGCAUGUCUGUGUGAUUGCGUGUAUAUUCAUUUAUUCAUAGGUGUAAAUAACAGUAUACUGUACUGUAUGUGUGUUAAUGUCCCUCAGGUGAACAUGGUGAUGUCCCUCCUGGGGAUGUUCUGUCCCAUGCUGUUUGAUGUCAUCAGUGCACUAGAGAACUAUCACCCCCGCAUUGCUCUACAGUGGCAGCUGGGACGCAUCUUCGCCCUAUUCCUGGGGAACCUCUACACCUUCAUCAUCGCACUCAUGGAUGAGAUCAACCUCAAAGUAAGUCUGGUAGCCUGUAGCUAGUUACACCACAUAGCUCCAUGAAGUGUUCUAACCUAAAACCCUUUUAUCUUCUAAGGGUUCUACCAACAACCCUCUAGGGUUCCUUGAACCCUUUGUAAAGUGUUUUUAACAACAAUAGGAAUACGAAUGACCCCAAAAAACUAUUCUACAGUUAUUUUCAGAUUAUUAUUUGACACCAACUGAGGUUUUCCUACGCAAGUAUCGACCUAUUAUUUCUGUAGAUGGGGAAACAUUAUCUGACAAGGGAAAACAACGCCUGUCUUUAAAUUGAGCACUAACUGCUUUGUUUUUGUUUAUUUAAGCGGGAGGAGGAGGAGGUGCUAAAGCUUAAUAUGACUAUAUGGGAGGCCAGUUUGUAUAAUGGGACCCUGGGAGCGAACAGCACAGCUCCUCCCAUCACCGUCCACCCUGCCGACAUCCCACGAGGACCCUGCUGGGAAACCAUGGUGGGACAGGUAAUGAAUGAUAAAAUACUAUUUGAAUCUAGGUCUGGUAAUGACAAACAACUUUUUGUUUGGGUGAAUUGGAAGGGGUGCAUGCAUUCAUGAUUCUUGUGUGUAUGUUUAGUAGCAUUUUUACAGCGUAAAUGUACUGUGGUGAAGUGUGUAUUAUUUGCCAUUUAAUAUACUUUGGUAAUAUGUAGGAAUUUGUCAGACUUAUUGUGUCGGAUACCAUGACAACCUACAUCACGCUCCUGAUCGGUGACUUCUUGCGUGCUGUGCUGGUGCGUUUCCUCAACUACUGCUGGUGUUGGGACCUGGAGGCUGGAUUUGUGAGUCUCUGGAUUGACCACUUUGCUCUACUCUGUAUUUAGGCUUGAAAUCUGUUUAAGCCAUACUUCAAGUCCAUUUUGUCAUUUCAUUGACAUUGAUUUUGGGGUAACACUUUACUUGAAGGGGGUAUACAUAAGGCAUUCAUAACACCUUUAUAAAACCAGUCAUGACACCUGUAUACAUGUUGCAUAGUCUCGUCCACCAGCUGGCUCUCUCUCAGUCGAACAGUCUGGUCUGUUGAAUGAUAAUGAAUAAAUGUGGGAUGAAGGUUGUUAUGAAUGAUAUUGCAACAUCCAUAAAGGUAUCAUGACUGGUUUCAGAGAUGUGUUAUAAUUAAGCAAUAAGGCCAGAGGGGGUGUGGUAUAUGGCAAAUAUACCACGGCUAAGGGCUGUUCUUAUGUACGAUGCAACGCAAAGUGCCUGGAUACAGGCCUUAGCUGUGGUAUAGUGGCCAUAUACCACAAACCCCUGAGGUGCCUUAUUGCUAUUAUAAACUGGUUACCAACGUAAUUAGAGCAGUAAAAAUAAAUGUUUUGUCAUACUCGUGGUAUACGGUCUGAUAUACCACCACUUUCAGCCAAUCAGCAUUCAGGGCUCGAACCACCCAGUCUAUAAUGGCUUAUGUAUAGCCCCUUCAAGUAUUACUGAUUUGGUCACUGAUUUGAUUAAUUGCACCGACAUUGACUAUUGUUGUCUUCCUUUGUGUAAGCCCUCCUACUCAGAGUUCGAUGUCAGUGGGAAUGUCCUGGGCCUGAUCUUCAACCAAGGCAUGAUAUGGUAGGAGGUUGCUGCUGUGAUCUUAUUGUGGCACUUCCACAAUAAGAGGCCCUCAGAUAGCAAAGUAAGGCUAGGUUUUCCACUGGUACGUAGAAUUGAAUGAACAGAUACAUGGGCUGAUGUACAAAAAUAGCUUCUUGGCAACAACUAAGGGGCUGCAAAUGUGCCUUGCAUUUAGGCAACCCGGUCAUGCAUUUAAAGGCGUUAUAGGACAUUUGACAGCAGUCUUGCAGUGUGACGUUUGUACGCUGCUCAAAAAAAUAAAGGGAACACUUAAACAACACAUCCUAGAUCUGAAUGAAUGAAAUAAUCUUAUUAAAUACUUUUUUUCUUUACAUAGUUGAAUGUGCUGACAACAAAAUCACACAAAAAUUAUCAAUGGAAAUCAAAUGUAUCAACCCAUGGAGGUCUGGAUUUGGAGUCACCCUCAAAAUUAAAGUGGAAAACCACACUACAGGCUGAUCCAACUUUGAUGUAAUGUCCUUAAAACAAGUCAUAAUGAGGCUCAGUAGUGUGUGUGGCCUCCACAUGCCUGUAUGACCUCCCUACAAUGCCUGGGCAUGCUCCUGAUGAGGUGGCGGAUGGUCUCCUGAGGGAUCUCCUCCCAGACCUGGACUAAAGCAUCCGCCAACUCCUGGACAGUCUGUGGUGCAACGUGGCGUUGGUGGAUGGAGCGAGACAUGAUGUCCCAGAUGUGCUCAAUUGGAUUCAGGUCUGGGGAACGGGCGGGCCAGUCCAUAGCAUCAAUGCCUUCCUCUUGCAGGAACUGCUGACACACUCCAGCCACAUGAGGUCUAGCAUUGUCUUGCAUUAAGGAGGAACCCAGGGCCAACCGCACCAGCAUAUGGUCUCACAGGGGGUCUGAGGAUCUCAUCUCGGUACCUAAUGGCAGUCAGGCUACCUCUGGCGAGCACAUGGAGGGCUGUGCGGCCCCCCAAAGAAAUGCCACCCCACACCAUGACUGACCCACCGCUGGAGGAUGUUGCAGGCAGCAGAACGUUCUCCACGGCGUCUCCAGACUCUGUCACGUCUGUCACAUGUGCUCAGUGUGAACCUGCUUUCAUAUGUGAAGAGCACAGGGCGCCAGUGGCGAAUUUGCCAAUCUUGGUGUUCUCUGGCAAAUGCCAAACAUCCUGCACGGUGUUGGGCUGUAAGCACAACCCCCACCUGUGGACGUCGGGCCCUCAUACCACCCCCAUGGAGUCUGUUUCUGACCGUUUGAGCAGACACAUGCACAUUUGUGGGGUUAUUUUGCUGGCUCUGGCAGUGCUCCUCCUGCUCCUCCUUGCACAAAGGCGGAGGUAGCGGUCCUGCUGCUGGGUUGUUUCCCUCCUACGGCCUCCUCCACGUCUCCUGAUGUACUGGCCUGUCUCCUGGUAGCGCCUACAUGCUCUGGACACUGCGCUGACAGACACAGCAAACCUUCUUGCCACAGCUCGCAUUGAUGUGCCAUCCUGGAUGAGCUGCACUACCUGAGCCACUUGUGUGGGUUGUAGACUCCGUCUCAUGCUACCACUAGAGUGAAAGCACCGCCAGCAUUCAAAAGUGACCAAAACAUCAGCCAGGAAGCAUAGGAACUGAGAAGUGGUCUGUGGUCACCACCUGCAGAACCACUUCUUUAUUGGGGGUGUCUUGCUAAUUGCCUAUAAUUUCCACCUGUUGUCUAUUCCAUUUGCACAACAGCAUGUGAAAUGUAUUGUCAAUCAGUGUUGCUUCCUAAGUGACAGUUUGAUUUCACAGAAGUGUGAUUGACUUGGAGUUACAUUGUGUUGUUUAAGUGUUCCCUUUAUUUUUUUGAGCAGUGUAUAUUCAAACCAGACCUCCCGCGGGUGAAAUACACGUGCCAUCAUAUGUAGUUGUGUCAAAAUGGUUAUUGAUCUCCUAUUUUCUUGUUUAAACCCCCUAAAGUCGAUGUCCAGUCCCCACAUAUAUCGAAUUAGCAUAAUACAAAAAUCCCCAUAAAAAUCUGUCUGUUUAAGCUAGAGAUGUGUUUGUCAGACCAUGAGACAUCCUGAAAAUUGGUCUUCUCACAGAAACGUCUGUAGCGUCCGAACGGUCUGGCCUACAAACUAAUAACUCGUCUGAAUGUAGCCCGGUACCAGUUUAAAAAAUGAAUGGAAGUAUGGAAGUGGUUUAGAGACAAUACAUUUUUAUAUGGGUAAAUAAAUAUAUAAAUCAUUUCCUGAUCUUUCUUAUAUCUCUCAGAUAUAGGACAGACACUUUAAAACAAACUUCCUUUUGAUAACAAUGUACUAUCUGUUUUCCAUUUAUGAAUCUGUUAUUCAAUGCGUUUCUAGCAGUAAGGCCAAAUUCAGUGUUUCAUCAAAUAUUUUUUAUAUAUUUUUAGUGGGAUACUUAAACGGGUCCUAAAAUUCACAAUCAAAUAGCUAAAUGAUCCUUGACCAUCUUAAAACAAUUCCAUAUGUUUAGGAGAACCCCCCCCCCCCCCUUAAGGAUUAACCACCCUCAUUCACUUCUUUCUCUCUCUGUUAGGAUGGGUGCGUUCUAUGCCCCCUGCCUGCCUGCUCUGAACGUGUUGAGACUGCAUGUGUCAAUGUACCUGCAGUGCUGGGCCGUCAUGUGCUGUAACGUUCCCCAGGAGAGGGUGUUCAAGGCCUCAGGCUCCAACAACUUCUACAUGGCUAUGCUACUGGUCAUCCUCUUCCUCUCAACGCUGCCUGCCAUCUACACCAUAGUCACCAUCCCCCCCUCCUUCGAUUGUGGCCCCUUCAGGUAACAGAAAAACACCUGCAUUCUGUAUAUGACAAGACAUGCAUGUAAACACACACACACACACACACAGUUGUUGUGUGAUGAAAGUUUCUCAUCUCUGAUUGCUCCACUGCAGUGGGAAGAGCCGCAUGUUUGAUGUGAUCCAGGAGACGCUGGAAUCUGAUUUCCCUGCCUGGUUUGGGAAGAUGUUCAGCUACGCCUCCAACCCUGGCCUGGUGCUGCCUUUCCUACUGCUCAUGGUGUGAGUAGUCAGGGCUAAUGAUCCACAGGGCAGUCCCCAGGCUAUAGAAUGCCUACCUGUUCUAUGUGGAAUAUACAGAUGAAGUUGGAAGUUUACAUACACCUUAGCUAAAUACAUUUCAACUCUUUUUUUCACAAUUCCUGACAUUUAAUCCUAAUAAAAAUGAUUGUCUUAGGUCAGUUAGGAUCACCACUUUAUGUUAAGAAUGUGAAAUGUCAGAAUAAUAGUAGAGAUAAUUAUUUAUUUCAGCUUUUAUUUAUUUCAUCACAUUCCCAGUGGGUCAGAAGUUUACUACAUACACUCAAUUAGUAUUUGGUAGCAUUGCCUUUAAAUUGUUUAACUUGGGUCAAACGUUUCGGGUAGCCUUCCACAAGCUUCCCACAAUAAGUUGGGUGAAUUUUGGCCCAUUCCUCCUGACAGAGCUGGUGUAUCUGAGUCAGGUUUGUAGGACUCCUUGCUCGCACAUGCUUUUUCAGUUUUGCCCACAAAUGUUCUAUAGGAUUGAGGUCAGGGCUUUGUGAUGGCCACUCCAAUACCUUGACUUUGUUGUCCUUAAGCCAUUUUGCCACAACUUUGGAAGUAUGCUUGGGGUCAUUGUCCAUUUGGAAGACCCAUUUGCGACCAAGCUUUAACUUCCUGUCUUGAGAUGUUGCUUUAAUAUAUCCACAUAAUUUUCCUUCAAUCAUGAUGCCAUCUAUUUUGUGAAGUGCACCAGUCCCUCCUGCGGCAAAGCACCCCCACAGCAUGAUGCUGCCACCCCCAUGCUUCACGUUUGGGAUGGUGUUCUUCGGCUUGCAAGCCACCCUCUUUUCCUCCAAACAUAACGAUGGUCAUUAUGGCCAAACAGUUCCAUUGUUGUUUCAUCAGACCAGAGGACAUUUCUCCAAAAAGUAUGAUCUUUGUCCCCAUGUGCAGUUGCAAACCGUAGUCUGUUUUUUUUAUGGCGGUUUUGGAGCAGUUGCUUCUUCCUUGCUGAGCGGCCUAUCAGGUUAUGUCGAUAUAGGACUCGUCUUACUGUGGAUAUAGAUACUUUUGUACCUGUUUCCUCCAGCAUCUUCACAAGGUCCUUUGCUGUUGUUCUGGGAUUGAUUUGCACUUUUCGCACAGAACGCGUCUCCUUCCUGAGCGGUAUGACGGCUGCGUGGUCCCAUGGUGUUUCUACUUGUGUACUAUUGUUUGUACAGAUGAACGUAGUACAUUCAGGCAUUUGGAAAUUGCUCCCAAGGAUGAACCAGACUUGUGGAGGUCUACAAUUUUUGGGGGGAGGUCUUGGCUGAUUUCUUUUGAUUUUCCCAUGAUGUCAAGCAAAAAGGCACUGAGUUUGAAGGUAGGCCUUGAAAUACAUCCACAUGUACACCUCCAAUUGACUCAAAUUAUGUCAAUUAGCCUAUAAGAAGCUUCUAAAGCCAUGACAUCAUUUUCUGGAAUUUUCCAAGCUGUUUAAAGGCACAGUCAACUUAGUGUAUGUAAACUUCUGACCCACUGGAAUUGUGAUACAGUGAAUUACAUUAUAUAAUCUGUCUUUAAACAAUUGUUGGAAAAAUUACUUGUGUCAUGCACAAAGUAGAUGUCCUAACCGACUUGCCAAAACUAUAGUUUGUUAACAAGAAAUGUGUGGAGUGGUUGAAAAACAAGUUUUAAUGACUCCAACCUAAGUGUAUGUAAACUUCCGACUUCAACUGUACAAGAUAACAAUGUAAAAUAAAAUAUGUGGUAUUUGUUCCCCCCUACACACAGUUUGGCCAUUUAUUACUUGCAGUCUACAUCAAAAAGCUACAAGCAAGCCAACCUGGAAUUAAAGAAGAAACUUCAAACCGUAAGUCAUGCCGUCAAUAAGGUUCUGACACUGAUACAUUCAUUACCUAUUAUAUUCCCUGUGUGGUACUUGCACUGACAUAGUCUGUCCACCAGAGAGAAGCAAUUGCCAUAGUAUAUAAUUUCUCUAAACUGAUCAAAUCUUCACACUCACUUGUCAAUAACAAGGGUCCCACAGCCGACCUGCAUGCAGCUGAGGUUACAUCAUCUGAUGGACAGGGAAGUGCCAGUUAUUUAGGGUAUGAGAGUAUAUUUAAGCUACAAUAUUGCAAAUAUCAAAAACAUAAGCAGGAGGCUGAGAGGCAGACAAGUAGCAAUUUGACAUAUAUUUUUUCAGGUGGGGAAUUAGAGGCAGUUACGGAACCACAUCCACUGCUUAAACUAAACAUGAUGUGAUCCCUGUAAUAUCGGUCAGAAGGUUUGGUGCCAUUCCUGUAUAGUAGCUGCUUCUUUACUUCCAGCAAAAUGAAGAAAACAAGAAGAAGAAGAAAAUGGCUGCACUGAAAGCUGCCAUGGAUUUAGAGGAGGCUCAAAACGCUCGGUCAGAAGCACCGCGGCAACAGAGAAACAACAAUGCCUCUCAGCAAUCUUAUAGGGGUGAGAAGAAUACUGUGGCAGGACAUUUCGUUAGCAGUUUUGUUUUUGUUUAGUAUCUGUAAAUUUUAUUCACACCAAGUUAUGUCAUCAUACCUCUCCUCUCCCCCUGUCUCUUUCUAAGAAGAUAGAGGAGAAAAGAAGGGUGGGGAACACAGGGCACAUCAAGGAAAGAGCAACCAUCAAAUUCCCCCUUCUGCCACCAGACCCCCAGCCCCGAGGGGCCACGGAUUGCCUGGGCCCCUACCAGGAAACCAGCGGCAACCAGCACCCAGUGUUCAGAGGGUCCCAAACUCACAGAGACACUGAGUAUGACUGCUGUCACAGAUGUGGAAAUGGCAAGCACUUUAUAGAGACACACACACUCCACCCUGCAUUCUCUGAUUUCAGAGGCAGACUGAAAGUAAAAGACUGUUAAUGUGACUUUAAAACCAGAGGUAUCAUGACUGGUAAUAGGUGAUUCCUUAUUAGCAUGUUGUACAUUACAGUUAUAAUGGGCCUUUAUUCAAACAGUGUUAUGUGAAUUGUGACUGUAAAAAUUAAACUUUUUGAAUUGGUGAAAGAUUCAUUUAUAAUGUAUAAUUUCUUAUUAAUUUGUACUAACUAUUCUGCACACCAAGCAACAUAAAAUGUAUUUGACGUUGACAGGUCAAACAUGUUAUUGACCCGAUGAGUUAAUACAUUAUAUCCAGUGUUAUUACAUUAUCCGGUUUUACAAGCACCUUACAUUAUGCAGAGCUAUUAAAGCACUAAAGUUUAAACACUGAAAUACCAUCAAUUCAGGAAAUGUUCUUGGUUGGCCAACAGUUUAGAAGUUGUCUUUGAGCACAUUAUAGGAAUAACUCCCCUUCCGCCAAUUCUAACUUUAACUGCAGGGUUACAUCAUAGGGGGAAUGUCAUUCAAUGUAUGUCACUUUGUACAUUUAUAUUCAAAACAGGAUACAAUGAUCAACUUGAAAUGCUGACUGUUUUCAGUGACUGGGUAAUAAGAGACAGCUCCCAUCAACCAAACCUAUUAAGGAAACAAGGACACAAUUCCCACGAAUCGAAACGUUGGACAUGCACCGCAGUUAACUUUAUCAGAGGUCCUUGGCCUGAACAAAUAUAUCUGUAGGACUCUAAGCUUCACAUACUCAUUGAGUGUCCCUGUGCUCAGAUCCACAGAGUGUCCCAAUAUCUUGCCUCUGGUGCACUGAUUGGACAGUGAUCUUAUUUGUUAAUCAUCCUGUCAUUCCUCCUCUGUGAGAUCAGGAGUGAGAUAGUAUACCAACGUCUAAUUACUGUACCUUGCAUGGCUUAAUAACCCUUAAUUUGAAGGGGUUGAUCAUCAUCCCAAACAGUCAAACACAAACUUAUUGUGCAUUGCUUCUCUGAGUUAUUUGAGUAUGGGAGUCAACAUCCCCAACUGAAGGUUAACUCAACCACUUAAAAGGAACCAUGACAAAUCAAUCCUAUAAUGGCAUUGACAUUUAUUCAUUCCAGGACUGGCGCAUAAGUACAAUCCAUUAACAUUGCAAAUGCUCAUGUUCAAUUCAUGGACAGUUAUCAUUAAGUAUUCAUUUGAGUUAUUUGAGAUCUUAAGAAACCACAAGACCCUUAUGCUCCAUUUCCCCCCACAAACUUUUAAAUGAUUGUUGGUCCGGUUGGUUUCUUUGGUGAAGAAACAUUUGUCUUUAGUCACAACAGAAGACACAAGCGUGAUUCAUGCAUUUCUUGAGCUCAUUCUCAAGGUUGGUAUAGUAUAUUCUGGAUCAUCCAAAGGCACAGUUACCUUACCCCAAUAUAGGUAAUCAGCUACCACUGUGCCCGCUGUCUCAACCCAACUUAGCUCUGUUUGGCUACCUCCCAGUCUCCUGCCAUGUUUGUACAAUGGGCAGGAUAUCUGGACCGUGACCGCGUGGUCUCGAUUACCGGAUAUAUCAAUGUUAUAGUACAACCACCGGUAAUGAAGGGCAGAGUGAGACGGGUAAUGAAGGGCAGAGUGAGACGUCAGAGCAUCACAGGCACUGAUUUCUCUCUCCCACCUAGCCUCCAGUAGACUUUAUUUUCUUGUCCAAUUAGAUAUUAUCAGAGGUUGUGUGUAGAAUUUCAUACAUUCUCAACAGGUCCAUUACUUAACAGGUCUAUAAACAGUAGUUAAGAACUUUUAGUAAAUGGAACCAUGAUCCCCAGAUCAACUGGUCCAGGAAAGCAUGUUGAACUUCUCAAUGGAAUCACCCUGCAUCCAAUUGCUGGCUUGCCUUUGAAGUUAGCCGGGUCGGUCCUGGUCGGUCCCUGGAUGGAAGACCAGAUGUUACUGGAAGUGGUGUUGGAGGUCCCGUAGGGGGAACUCUUCCCUCUGGUCUAAGGAGAUUCCAAUGCCCCAGGGCAGUGAAGGGGACAUUGCCCUUUGUAGGGUGCCGUCUUUCGGAUGGGACGUUAAAAUGGGUGUCCUGACUCUCUGUGGUCUAUAAAGAUCCCAUGGCACUUAUCGUAAGAGUGUUAACCCCGGGGUCCUGGCUAAAUUCCCAAUCUGCUGCUCAUACCAUCAUGGCCACCAUUCAUCCCCAGACCUGCUAACUACUGCUCCAAUAAGGGUUAACCCUUUUAGGAGGAUCAUAACAGGCCUACUUAGGCAAGGUUCGUUACACUAUCCCCUCUGUUGGGGAGGGCGUGUCCCCACGCUUCUCUAUACCAAGUACCUAGCUCUUUACUAUACCAAGUCCCUCAAGUCUGCACAUCUCCCCAAUAGCCCCCAAGGCACCAUCCCACUGCUGCCACCAACGUAUAGAUUUUUGCAAACCACAACAGUGUAACGCCCCUUGCAGGUCUCAAACCCUGGUCUCCCUGUCCGUAGGCAGACCUUCUAACCACUGCUCCAAUAAGGGUUAAGGGGGUAAUUGUAACAAGCCUACCUAUGCAAGGUUUUACACCACUUAUAGAGACCACUUAAUCCUCAGAUUUCAUCAAACACUGGCAAACACCUUACUUAGUUUCGUGCUCAUCAUCAUCCUCCUGCUCCUUACUUGAUAGAUACUGUCCUUACAGGGACGAAACCAGGUUUUGAGUUGUAGUGAGGUUCGGAAGUGUCCCCAGCCACUAUCACCUUGGCUGCUGUAGGUUCAUUCACCUCAGUCCAUCUAUAAACACAUAGCCUAUUAGCCAUACAAUUGUAGUGUUCUACUCCUGAAAGGGGUGGAAAUAUGAUAAAUGAUUCACACUGACAUGUAGCAUCAGCGACCAUACAAAAACCUAUGACAUUUUUAGAACUGUAUUUUUUGCAUUUUGAUUGCAUUUUAUUGUAGGCCUAUAGGGAAGAUAGGCCAUGUGGAGAUGUUCAUAUUAAAACUAUCUUCUUUCUUUUUUGUUCCUAACUUGUUUGAUAAGAUAAGUACAGAUUUUCUCAGGGGAUCCUACAUGGGGCCCCGACCCCAAGUUUGGGAACCACUGUACUAACCUCUUUCUCUCUGCUUGCUUCCUCUCUCUGUCUCCUCUGCUUCCUCCUGCAUGCAUUGCAGCCUGCCUCAGCCUCAUCAACACUGAGCUCUACAUCACUGUCUGUCUCAGUAGCCUACUCUCUGUAAAGCAAAGUUAUUAUGCUGAACAAAAAUAGAAAUGCCACAUGCAACAAUUUCAAAGAUUUUACUGAGUUACAGUUCAUAUAAGGAAAUCAGACAAUUGAAAUAAAUUCAUUACUCCCUAAUCUAUGGAUUUCUCAUGACUGGGCAGGGGUGCAGCCAGGCCCAGCUAAUCAGAAUGAGUUUUUCCUCACAAAAUGGCUUUAUUACAGAAAUAAUUACUCCUCACCUGUGUAAUAAUCAUGCUGUUUAAUCAGCUUCUUGAUAUCCCACACCUGUCAGGUGGUUAGAUUAUCUUGGCAAAGGAGAAAUGCUCACUGACAGGGAUGUAAACAAAUUUGUGCACAACAUCUGAGAGAAAUAAGCUUUUUGUGUGUAUGGAACAUUUCUGGGAUUUUUUAUUUCAGCUCAUGAAACAUGGGACCAACACUUUACAUGUUGCGUUUAUAUUUUUGUUCAGUGUAUGAGAACUUAGUAGUGUAUUUUUUACUCCUGCUCCGUUUAAAGUUGGCUUCUUAUUUCAUCCUUCUAGCUGGUUACUAAGUAAUACUAGACAGAGCCCUUGAACUUUACUGCAAUAGAAGUCUCUGCAGGCAGCUGGCCACCUGACUGACUGACAUAUUAUCUAUAAGCGACUAUGUACCAGUUGCACACUCAUUCUCCGAGUCGGUUUUUGUUUGUUUGGGUAAUGUCUGUAGACACGACAGGAGUCGCUGGACGGUUUUAACAUUGCAAACAUCUCGCAAACACACUGUCAGCAGCGUCUCAAGUUGCCUUUUUGAGCCAACUACGAGCUGGGGUAGUUUGUUCACGUAGGCCCUCGACCUGAGUUAGCUGUUUGAGAGGGUGGUGAAUGUGCUGCUAAAAAGGCAAAUCCGGGAGGGAAAUUUGGCGGAUGCAGGCGUACAUAACGAACAAACCACUGUUCAUGAUUCCACUCUUAGAACUCAGUCAGAUCAAGAAUAUAAGCAUUCUGAGCUUUGAUCAACGCUAUGAGCAGUAUUUAGAUUUUGACCAGUAAUUGAUUUUCUUUAUUGUGUCCUAUGUAGUUACUUACGGCCAGUGGCGAUUUUAGCAUGUAAAUCUUGGUGGGGCAAACUCCCCAAAAAUGUUUUUGCUGCAUGCCAGCAAAGCCACUACACUACACAACACAACACUAAACAAUACAUUAAUUGCACUAUAACGGUGACAAACGGUGCCCACAAACUGUUAGGGCCUACAUAAAGCUGGCCCAACAGCAGAGCUUUCUUUUCAGCACCAUGGAGUGAAUUCUUACCACUGCUACACCUGGCUAUCAGAGGAGGCUUGUCUGGCAGCGAAACAAUUCAUUCAGCCUCAGUUACUGCCUUUUAAAAAACAUAGCUGAUACGGCUGACUUGCUUAAACAAAUGUGGUUUCUACUGACAAUUGAGAUGUACAAACUAUGGCAUAAGGGGACGACGAGCAGAUAAGAGGCAAUCCAUAAUUUCGAUUAAGACAUUAAUAAGCGAGCUAGGAUGGACGUAGUCAAGAUAACUAUUUGUUCAGCACUUUUGAAAUGUACAGCGACCGAAUUCAGAACAUGGGCCGUUCUUACAGUAUUCUCCCUGUACACCAAGUCAGAACCGUAGGAUAAAUAAAGGGGGCAUAUCAGCAGACAAUGAUGGCUCUUACAAUAUUCGAUGAUGACAUUUCUCUAAAACAGGCUAUAGGCUACAUGUGCACCACCAAGUCAGAAUAGUAAGCGAAAUUAAGAGGGGAAAAUAGACCAAAUUAUUAUGGUGAGGCACAUGGGCUACUAACAGUUUACUACACAACAUACACUUAGUAUUACUUUCUUAGCUACAGUAUACAUAUGUCCCUGGCAUAUUACAUCAUUUAUGCAGCAGCUUUGCUGUCCUCUUUUGAUCUUAAAGGGCGCAUAAGUCACUGUAUGGUUUGUACUGUUCAUCCACAGUGGUGCGUCUUGACAGGAACUUGAGAAGGACGGAGGGUGGGAGAAGAAGAGUUACCCAGAGAAGGAGGGAUACAGCGGGGCU
Messenger RNA from Coregonus sp. 'balchen', 35279 nucleotides. Lineage: Eukaryota; Metazoa; Chordata; Actinopteri; Salmoniformes; Salmonidae. The record is from the annotation of a GenBank genome assembly.